UUUCGGCCACACAUCCCUAUCCAGAUUACUGAUUUAUUUUCUAAAGCUCGUGCAACAGAAACAUUGCAAAAGAUUUCUUGAAACCACACUUUAGUUUCAUUUGAAUCUUUUGGUUUGUAUACAAAAAAGGUUUCCAUGUAACGUACAGCCGAUCUACGACUUGGUUUACAUUGAUUAUUCUUCGCACUUUACCUGUCACAAAAAACCUUAUGCUGAUCAAUUUCAACACAAUCGCGUCUUUCCAUAAGGAGGUGUUGACUUCAAACCCCUAGACUGUACAUCGUGUUCUUUCAACCACAAAAGCAUCCUUGUUGUUAAACGACCAUCAACUAUGAACAUACCCAAUCAAUAUCUAGAAAAGACAGAAGAAGUUGCCGAUCAGGUAAUAAGAAAGGGAAAAUAUGUCUUACCACAUGUCGCCCGAUUAUGUCUGAUAGCAACGUUUCUUGAGGAUGGUAUCCGAAUGUGGGUGCAAUGGAAUGAGCAACGUGAAUAUAUGGAUAUGAACUGGGGAUGUGGCAAAUUUUUGGCCACGACCUUCGUUCUCAUCAACUUAAUAGGACAGAUCGGAGGUUGUGUGAUGGUACUCGGACGACUGAAAGUGAGCAUCGCCUGCUGGGUUUUGUUUGGCAUAGUUGUUCUGCAAACGAUCGCGUAUUCUGUCUUGUGGGAUAUACAGUUCCUGUUGCGUAAUCUCGCCCUAAUCGGCGCACUAUUACUCGUUCUUGCGGAAUCACGCGGUGAAGCCCGAUCACUUUUUGCAGGCGUUCCAUCGCUUGGAGAGAACAAACCGAAGAACUUCAUGCAGCUGGCGGGUCGUGUACUUCUUGCAUUCAUGUUCAUCACACUGAUCCGCUUCGAACUAAGUUUCUUGCAAAUCCUUCAGGAUAUCGUAGGAUCCAUAUUAAUGGUAUUAGUCACGAUCGGCUAUAAGACUAAGCUCUCAUCUCUUAUUUUAGUAGCGCUGCUAACAGUUCUAAAUCUUUAUCAUAAUGCAUGGUGGACCAUACCAGCAUACAAGCCUCUCCGUGAUUUUCUUAAGUACGAUUUCUUCCAGACGCUCUCUGUCAUUGGUGGCUUAUUAAUGAUUGUCUCCCUCGGGCCGGGUGGUGUUUCAAUGGACGAACACAAGAAAAAAUGGUAAACGGAUGCAUUAUACUAGGAAAGCAAUAGUAUCAAUUUAAAUUACAGCUUCCGUAGUUCUGAUACCUUUGUUCGUAAAACAGACCUCCGUACAGAACAAUAAUAUUAUUUCGGUGUAGACGAAAAGAAACGCAAGGAAACACUAAAAUAGAAUCGAUACCUUUUUUUCUAGAUUGUAAUCAUUCCUGUUAUUUUACACCGUAUGUCCUGUAAACCAUCAAAAUAGCAAAGGAAGUACAUUCAAUAUGUAAAUGAAAAUAGGCCUUUAAAUUACAUUUACAGUUAUUAAAUUCUCUAAACGUCGGUAAAGGCAUAUCUUCAAACAAUAGUAAUUUUCAGUUUCUGAGUUAUACAUUACUUUUAUAUCCAUCUUCUAUUAUUCUCUUCCCAAUUGCAUCGCUAGAAAAUUUGCAACUUAAGCAGUGCAACAACAGGGGUUUCUAGGCAGUCAAAAAAAAAUUCAAAAUUCACAUAUGUGACGUAUUUUCCUAAGCACAAAACGAAGGAAUGUAAAACCAACACUCAUUUUUUAUGACGCAUAAAACUUUUCUAGAACGGAAAUUUCGUUAUUCUUAUACUGUGUAGUAUGCAAACUAAGAAUGUGAUUGUUUACUUGAUUCCGAAAAAUAAAGGGAAAUUUAUGAAAUACUAA
This is a messenger RNA of Anopheles funestus (African malaria mosquito), 1795 nucleotides long. It is a transcript of the gene Surf4, whose product is annotated as surfeit locus protein 4 homolog. Gene Ontology annotation, biological process: Golgi organization. The coding region runs from base 332 to 1144 and encodes 270 amino acids. Lineage: Eukaryota; Metazoa; Arthropoda; Insecta; Diptera; Culicidae. The record is from RefSeq and is a predicted model, not a curated record. The transcript has 4 exons. Gene Ontology annotation, cellular component: membrane; endoplasmic reticulum-Golgi intermediate compartment; endoplasmic reticulum.